AUGGCGAAAGCUCCUCAAGACUUACAAAUCGCCAUUCUGGGCGCAGGCAUGGGCGGUCUGACUUGCGCUUUGGCUCUGGCUAAACAGGGAUUCAAGAACAUUGAUGUUUACGAAAAUGCCAGCGACCUCGGCUUUGUCGGCGCUGGUAUUCAAUUGGCGCCAAACAUGGCCCGCGUUUUGGAUGGACUCGGUGUCUGGAAGGGUAUUGAGGCCGAGGCUGUGAAUAUUGAGGAUACAUCAGUGCGAGAUGGCGCAACGGACACUGAGCACGCACAUGUGGACCUGCAAUACAUUGAACAGACAUACGGAUAUAAGCACAUGGUUGGCCAUCGUGCAUCAUUAGCCAAUGGACUAUACGAGGGCUGCAAACAUCACUCCACAAUCAAGUUCCAUUUCGGAACCAACGCAGAUAACGUGGACUUUGGCCCUCGGCCAUCAUUCACAGCUAAGCCUCGCGCGGAGGGAGCUGCUCCGUUCAAGGUUGAGUGCGAUUUGCUUCUCGCUGCGGACGGUAUUAAGAGUGUCACCCGUGUGGAGAUGCUGAAGCGAUUGGGGGUCGACGUUGGUGUAAAAGACACCCAUCAGGCUGCCUAUCGUAUCAUGAUUCACAAAGAUCAGAUCAAGGACGAUCCCGAGCUUUUGGCCCUCAUCAAUAGCAACCGUGUGACACGCUGGAUUGGCGCAAAGCGUCACAUUAUUGCCUACGCCGUCUCCAACAAUACCAUCUACAAUCUUUCCACCACCCAGCCCGACACCAAUUUCGCAGCCGCCACAAACGCUACCUACACCACCAAGGGCUCCAAGCCUGCCAUGAUGAGCGUCUUCGCUGACUUCUGCCCCAUGGUUCAGCGAAUGUUAAACUACGUUCCCGAAGGCGAGGUCUGCGAGUGGAAGCUGCGUGUCCACGACCCGCUCCCCACUUGGGUUCACGAUUCCGUUGCCUUGGUUGGUGAUGCUUGCCACCCUACCCUGCCUCACCUGGCUCAGGGUGCUGCACAGGCUAUUGAGGAUGGAGCCGUUCUCGGAGUGGUUCUCUCCAAACUCCCCGAUACCACCCCCGAGUCUAUCAAUAAGGCCCUCCGCGUUUACGAGAAGGUCCGCAAGAGCCGCGCUGAGGCUUUGGUCGAGAUGGCUACCGCUUCUGGUCGUGCCCUGCACUUGGGUGAGGGUGCUGCUAAGGAGGAACGUGACAAGCAGUUUGCUGCCCUCCGCGCGGGCAAGGGACCCGUGCCUGAUAAGUGGGCCGAUGCCGAUGUACAGCGUGAGAUCUAUGGCUUUGACUGCACUAAGAUCGCCGCGGAUAAUUUCGAUGAAUACUUCUCGCAGAUGUAA
Penicillium vulpinum is the source of this 1332-nucleotide messenger RNA. Its product is annotated as putative monooxygenase. The record is from RefSeq and is a predicted model, not a curated record. Gene Ontology annotation, molecular function: FAD binding; monooxygenase activity. The transcript is spliced from 2 exons. Bases 1 to 1332 code for a protein of 443 amino acids. Lineage: Eukaryota; Fungi; Ascomycota; Eurotiomycetes; Eurotiales; Aspergillaceae. Gene Ontology annotation, biological process: secondary metabolite biosynthetic process.